This is a messenger RNA of Miscanthus lutarioriparius, 297 nucleotides long. The record is from the annotation of a GenBank genome assembly. NCBI's taxonomy places the organism in Eukaryota, Viridiplantae, Streptophyta, Magnoliopsida, Poales, Poaceae.
AUGAAGAAGGAAACGCCGGCCACCAAGACGCCUGCCAUCGCGGCGGCGCUCCUCGUCUGCUGCCUCAUGCUCUCCUCCACGGCGUCAGUGUCGGCGGCGCGCCUGCGUUUGGCCGCCGGAAGGAUCGCCGCCUCCCCUCCUCCCCCUCGCUUCCCCCACGAUCUCAUAAUCAUCGGGCCCCCGCCACCGCCGACGACGACCACGACGGCUGCAAGGCGAUUUCCUGUUCCUCCAGCGCCGACCCAUCCUCCGUCACCCAACCCAGUGAAGCAACCACAGCCGUCUGCCUACUACUAG